AUGGGUGCUGUCAUUCCCCACAUGUAUCUUUUGGACAGCUCGGACUGGGUGGAGAUCAUCGAGCCCCGCUCCCAGGAGCGGAUGUACGUGAACCUGAGCUCCGGGGAGUGCAGCUGGGAGCCCCCUCCCAACCUGACGGUGCGCCAGUCCGACCACAAGCAGUGGUGGGAGCUCUUUGACCACAACAACAACCGCUUCUACUACUACAAUGCCAGCACGCGGCAGACGGUGUGGCACCGGCCCCAGGGCUGUGACAUCGUGCCCCUGGCCCAGCUCCAGGCCAUGAAGGGCAGCUCCCAGGCUGGCUGCUGUGGCCGGGAGCAGCGGGGCAGCACCGGCAGCAGUGGCAGGAGCACCCCGGUGCAAAUGGCCGUGCUGCAGGACGUGGAGAAGGGCAAGUGGGACAGUGCAGUGGAGAAGAGGAAAGAUCCUGCCAGGGAGACCCCUACCCACUGGGAGCCUCUGCCAGGCACAAAAGCAGCCAUGUUGGUCAAAGUGAACAGUUUGAGGCAGAUGCAGAGCUUUUCAAACAGUUCUCUUCAGCUGCAGGGUGCUCCAAAGCCCAGCAGCCCAAAAUCUCUUCCCAAAGCAGCUGUAUAUGCUCGGCCUCGAUCCAUGUCCCAGAGCCCUGGAGCCACAAAGCAAAUGCCUGCUGGAGAAGCAAAGCAGACUAUGCAGAUCAAAAAGACAGAGAGUGGUGGGUUUUGCCUGGUGCUGAUGAAUGGUCCUACUUCUCCAACAGCUCCGAGGAGCCGGACAGGAACCCCUCAGCCUGCAUCCCCCACGUACGCCUCUCCUGCGCCCAUUUAUGAUGAGCCAUCUUUAGAGCUGCCAAUUUAUGAUGAGCCACCAGUAGAUAUGGACACUGAAAGCAUUUGUGUGAGUGGGAUGUCUCCACCAAGGUCACCAAGCAAUAGCUUAAAAAAGCAGCUGCAACCAGCCAAAUUAUUGCAGCAUCCCAGUAUGCAACAACAACAAGCUGCAAAGAAGCAUGCAAGAAAUCCCUCCUCCACUGAGUACAGCCCAGCUGGCAGAGAAUACAUAAAACAUAUGGUCAACGUUGACCAAGCUGCCAAGCUCUCUCACUCUUCUGCUGCAGCAACUGAUACCUCCACUAAACUGCCUGGUCAGCUUGCUUCAAAGGACAGCUUCAAGCAGUCCUGGAGGGUCUUGGAAGCCAAUGUCCUCAAGAACAUGGAGCUCCACCACAGUCGGCAAAAUAGCCUGCAGACUCAGGAGUACCCAACCAGUAUAAGCCAUCAGGAUUCUGGUUAUUCAACUGGCCCUUCUCCAAGCUUAAGAAAAAGGAAAGGAAGGAGGCAAGGAACAGGUCAAGCAAGACCUGGCUCUGUGGGCAGCAGCAGCGAGCUCACAGCUCUGAAUGAUAAAGUGAUCGCUGAGAUGCGUGCUGUGGUGGGCAGGUCAGCAGCUUGCAGGGGAAGCAAAGCCAGCCUGGAUGCUGAGAGCCUGGAGAGCAGUGUCCCAGCAGAGAGCAGCAAGGUCAGGUUUCAGUCUGACCACUUGAAAAAAUGCAUCAGCCGGAGCUCCAGAGAUGAUGUCUCAGCCAGCAGCAGGUCUCUGUACAGACAGGACCUGGAGAUCAGAGAAGCCUUUCCUAGCAAUGUGGCUGCUCCACAGGACACAAUGAGGCAGAAGAGAACUUUUGAGAAAAUAGAUUCUUUAGAAAAGAACUUGACCAGUCAGACAAGCUUGGCUUCAUCAGGCACUACACGCCAUUCCUCACAGCCUGAGAGCACGGAGCUGGAGCCCAAGGAGGAGGGCAGCAGCCAGCGUGGUGGCUGUGUGGGAUGCCACUUCCCUUACAGCACCCUGAGGAAGCCCAUCUCCCAGAGCAGCAUGGCAGACUGGGCUUCCAAAAACCUGAACAUGCACACGCAGGGCAUCUUCCGACGGAGGAUCUCCCUCUCCAACAUGCUGUCCUGGAACGGCGGCUCCAUCAAAAAGCCAAUGCUCAUCACCAGCAACCGGAGCGUCAAAAAGGAGGCGUGUGAGAUGUUCAAGCUGGUGCAGAGCUACAUGGGAGAUCGGCACACGCGCAUGGACCGCAACCACGUGGCGCUGCUGGCGGUCACCAAGUGCUGGAGCACGCAGGGGCUGCGGGACGAGCUCUACAUCCAGCUGAUCCGGCAGACCACAGACAACAGCAGCUACCGAAGCUUGGCCUGGGGCUGGGAGCUGAUGGCUAUCAGCCUGGCCUUUUUCUCCCCGUCACCCAAGUUUCAGUCUUACCUGGAAGGUUACAUUUAUCGCCACCUUGACAGUGAUGAGAAGAUUGCCCAGCACAUCAAGGAGCUUGUGGAUCUGAAAAACAAGAAGAUCACAAAAUCCAGGAAAAAGAGGAAACAAAACAUAGAGGAUGAAGGUCUGCCCAUUAGCACCUAUGCCAAGUACUGCUACCGGAAACUCCAGAAAGUAGCUGUCACUGGAGGCAAGAAGGGUCUCCGCAAGCCAACGGUGGAAGAGAUAACGCAUGCCAGGAACGCCAUCCUCACUCCGUCGCUCUUCGGCAGCUCCCUGGAGGAGAUCAUGCUGCGGCAGCAGAGCAUGCACCCAGGGAACAAGCUGCCCUGGGUGCAGACACAGCUGUCACAGCAGGUCCUGGCCCUGGGAGGGGAACAGACUGAGGGCAUUUUCAGGAUACCUGGUGACAUAGAUGAAGUCAAUGCAUUGAAACUGCAGGUGGAUCAGUGGAAAAUCCCAAACAAUCUCAGUGACCCCAACAUACCAGCCUCUCUCCUCAAGCUCUGGUAUCGGGAGCUGGAAGAGCCUGUGAUCCCCCAGCAGUUCUACAAAGAGUGUAUCAACAACUAUGAGAACCCUGAUGCUGCUGUGGCGGUGGUGCAGCUUUUGCCAGAGCUCAACAGACUGGUGCUGUGUUACCUCAUACACUUCCUGCAGAUCUUUGCUCAGCCAUCAAAUGUGGGCAGAACAAAGAUGGAUGUGAAUAACCUGGCCAUGGUGAUGGCCCCCAACUGCCUGCGCUGCCAGUCCGACGACCCUCGCGUUAUCUUUGAGAACACGCGCAAAGAAAUGUCUUUUCUCCGCAUGCUGAUAGUGCACUUGGACACAAGCUUCAUCAAAGGGCUGGUUUGAUCCACUGGCCCCAGGGUACAGAACAUUGCUCUGGGGAGUUGCUAGAUACCUUAAGUUUUCUCCUCUCCACGUAGGUUUCUUCCAUUGUCCUGGCUGUUGUCAUGCCCUGGGUUAGCCCUUGAGCAUCUCCCAACAUAUGACCACAAGGACUGGACAUUUCUGGAAGGCUCGGUUCUGUCAGCACCAGGAAAUCCUUGGGCAUGCCAGGUCAGGUUUAGCAGUUCCUGGCCUUUCAAUGUGUGUCAGAGAGGGGAGAUCCUCUUCCUGAGAGCCACAAGAUUGGUUGCCCAGUGAAAGGGCUGUGACAUGUGUGAGGAACUGCUACACGGGGCAGUGAGACUCUCCAUUUCCCUUCUGGAGGCAGAGUUGGCUUCAGGUAGGAGAACAUCACCCCUGUGCUGUGGCAUGAGCUGGUCCUAGGAUAGAUGCUGCCUCAUCAAGAAUAAUCCUACUACUAUGGGAACAGCCUGGUUCACCACUGCAGACUGUGGCUGGAGGUGUUAGGGUUGUUCUGACAUCCCACAAUGCUGUUGGUAGAGGGCUGUGAAGGAGGUUCAAGAACUGUAAAGCUGUGCAGCAGCAUGUAAGACCAGCCCAGCCUGAGUACUUACCCACACCAUGGUUCUGGGCACAACAGAAAGGCCACAAGCCUGACAACAAGCAGGUAAACAACCACUCUGGCAUCCUCUUAAUGAGGGCCAUGUCUUCUGUAGCAGUGACCCCAGUGGCCUUGCAGCUCCUUUUUGCUACAGACAGCAUGAACUGACACCAGCUUUGCUGAGGAGUACCUGAGUCCAUGCUCAGAGCAGCCUUCACAGCUCCAGCUCUCACAACCUCCCUUCCUGGUACCACAUCCUUCCCAGACCACUCUGCCAGGAACUAAAUGCCUGUUUUGUUAUAAAUGAACGCAAUGGGCCAUAAAAGAUCGAAUCAAAAUUUAAAAAUUUAUUGGUUACAGAAGGCAAAAGCAAAGUUGCAGCGUUGGGCGACAGGGGAGUCUCCGCUCUACCACUGCCGCCCCGACCCUCCCCAGCUUGUCUCUUUUAAAGUUGUUCAGUCUCCGGGUGGGGUGAGGGGUGACGUAUCCUUCUCUUAGUAGUUCUGCGCAUGCCUCUCUAGUUGCUAGGGGGUCUUUUUCUGCCUUCUGGUGGUCGUGGGAUGAAGGUGAGUGGUCUUCUUCAACCCUGUCUUGCUGACCUUUACUGGUACUUAAAACAGAUAUGUGAUUACGCAGGCGAAGCAAGUACUUAACAGCAUUCUGGCAAGCAAAGCAGAAUAAAUUUACAACAAGUCUCACUCUCAAGGUCUGUCAGAUAAGCAAAGCAAAAGACUUAUCAGCAUUCUAGUGAGCAAAGCAAAACAAAAAAUAAUUGACUACAUCCUAGCCAGGCGAACAAAAGGUUCCUCGUUUAUUACAUGUUUGACCCACUCUUCUGGCUCAGCCCAGGUCUGAAGAAAGCCCCCAACAGUUCUGCGCACAGAAGUGCUCCUGUGCUCAGAUCCUCCCUUCCAUGCAGAGCAGCAGCAGUGCUGUGUGCUUGAGAAAUGCUGGUACAGCCUGUAGCCAACUGUGGUACCUAUGCUCUUCCUUUGAGGUGUUUUCCUUGCUGGAGGCAGGUCUGCUGCAAGAAGGUAUGUUUUGGGAUUACUGAUGCAGUGCUAAGGCUGUCAGUACCAUGCAAGGUUGCAUUUGUGUUUCUGCAUCCCCCUCCUUUUCCAGUGGGGACCUGGGAUCAUCCUCUCCAGACUACAGUGAGGAGCUGAGCCCUGUUGACAGUGAGGUUUAGAGCUGAAUCAGUACCAGUGUGGGCACGAGGUGCCAUGUGCAAAGAGUGCCCCAAGCCUGUUGGCUUGCUUGGGGCUCUCUCUGAGAGGGUUCAGAUGAGUUAGAAUGAACUCCAGAGCAGGAAUUCAGUUUGUGCCCAUCUCAUCCCAGAUGAUUCUGUGGUCCUGUGGGCCAGGAAAUCUUGCUCCUUGUCAAGGGGAGCUCUGUCAAACAUGCCCACAAAACAUGCCAGCAUCUGUUCACGUACACACCCAUCUCCAUGCUUUGAUGCCACUCAGCUUGCUCUGUCCUUCUGCAGUGGUGAACAGCUUGUUCUUCAGAUGUGGAGCUACUGCCCCAGAAGUGUAGAGAGGGGCAGAGGUUCCCUGUUCUGACAUGCUGUCCUGAGGUUUGAAUCACUGAACAGGCUGGGGCUGUCCUGUUCCCUGCCAAGGUCUGGAGCAGCCAUGUGGCACCUGCCCCCUCUUCAGGCUGCAGGUGCUUGUGUCUGUGUCAGGCUUUGCCUGCAGCCACUGCAGGGCUGAUCCGUGUUACUCCUUGCACUCAGCUGUGGCAAUCAAUCAAACUAUAGGCAUUUGCUGCUAAGCUUCUGGCCAGGGUUGUAAAACAUGCUCAUAAGGGACACUGGAUAUUAUUGGUUUUGCCAACAGAUUUGUAAAUACCAAUCAGUAAAGUAGCCUUUUUUCUGUUCUAAUAAUAAUAAAUACA
Messenger RNA from Ficedula albicollis (Collared flycatcher), 5608 nucleotides. RefSeq names its product rho GTPase-activating protein 39-like. The transcript is spliced from 11 exons. Gene Ontology annotation, biological process: signal transduction. Gene Ontology annotation, cellular component: cytoskeleton; cytoplasm. The record is from RefSeq and is a predicted model, not a curated record. Gene Ontology annotation, molecular function: protein binding; GTPase activator activity. Lineage: Eukaryota; Metazoa; Chordata; Aves; Passeriformes; Muscicapidae. The coding region runs from base 1 to 3114 and encodes 1037 amino acids.